UGAGGCGAAGAAGCAGAUCAAACAGAGAAGGAGCUGUGCUAGAAGAAAUGGAAGAACAAGUUGAUAUGGUGGGAAGGGCAUUUGUGGAUCAUUAUUACCUUCUUUUCGACAGUAAUAGAGCUUCCCUUUCUACUCUAUAUCAACCAACCUCUAUGUUGAGCUUUGAGGGCCAAAAAAUUUUCGGGGCUGAGGAUAUAGCUGCAAAGCUUAAUCAGUUACCUUUCGAUCAAUGCAAGCAUCUGAUCAGCACUAUCGAUUCUCAGCCAUCAUCGACAUCCGGUGGCAUUGUGGUCUUUGUCAGCGGCAGCCUCCAAUUACCGGGGGAAGAACACCUCCUCAGAUUUAGCCAGAUGUUCCACUUGAUUCCAACUCCACAAGGAAGCUUUUUUGUCCAGAAUGAUAUAUUUCGUCUGAAUUAUGGUUAAAAUUUGUUCAAACUCUACCAUUGGAUUUCUGCAACUUACUGCUUAAAUGUUAUUGUCGUUACUCACAAAUGAAGGAAUAAAUGUGUUCGACAAAGAUAUGGAAACAUUUCAUUCUAUGCCU
Messenger RNA from Argentina anserina (silverweed cinquefoil), 546 nucleotides. Its product is annotated as nuclear transport factor 2B-like. Gene Ontology annotation, cellular component: nuclear pore central transport channel. The transcript is spliced from 2 exons. NCBI's taxonomy places the organism in Eukaryota, Viridiplantae, Streptophyta, Magnoliopsida, Rosales, Rosaceae. The coding region runs from base 48 to 425 and encodes 125 amino acids. The record is from RefSeq and is a predicted model, not a curated record. Gene Ontology annotation, biological process: nucleocytoplasmic transport.